AAAUUCAAUUCCCAUUCUCAUUCCAAUUUCCCUGCGCUCCUCCUCCGAAUCCCUUUCUUCUGGGUCAGGAGAUAUUCCAAUCGGAGCUCCCAUUAUACUACACGUCGUCGUUUAUUAAGUUCGAUAUCGGUCUCUCCAACUCCAAAGUUCGUCGUUCUGUCACAUAUUAUUAUUAUUAUCUUCUCUUCUCUUUCCAUGCUUUUACUUUUCUUGUCCAUGUAUUGCAUGUGUUGUGCCGUGUUUCGAGAAAUGCAGUACCGUUCCCAAAACUUGCUUUAAUUCAUGUUGCUAAUUCACUAAUUCUCAAAUGCCUGCGAUUGCGUUUCUGUUGAACGGCAAUGAGUUUUACUUUUAAUCUGGAUAAUAACUGAAAGUUCCUGUAUUUGGAAAUACCAUGAUACGUGUGUGUAUGAAGCAAUCAAAAUGAAUUCAGUGUGUGUGAUAAGGAAAGUUUCUGCAUUCAUCUCGUGGGUGUGUAUUCUGUAUUCCGCUGCAGAAUCACGAAUUCCAUUGUAGUGUUAUAUCUGUCAGAGGAUUCUUCUCUAACAAGUAUAAUAGCCGUCCUAUUCGUUUCUGGAGGAUCUGCCUAUUAGUGAGCCUAGACUAUACCGAAUUACGCAAACAAUUGGACUAGUUCUUAGUGUUAUGUUAGUGUCUUCAUAUUAUAACACGUCAUUUUAAUCUUAAAGAGCUAUUAUUGAGAAUCUCUAUACAUAUUCUUUGCCAGUUAUAAUGAUGGGCAAGGUGCCACUGCCACUGCCGCCAUAAUUUAGGGGAUUUGUGAAUACAACAAUUUAUGGAUAUUUUGAUGUGGAAGAGUGAUGUGGGUGGCUUGCAACUGUGAGUAGAGUAGCAAUGUUUUGCAGGAUGAUGUUAUUUGUAUACAAAGUAAACCACCCAAUGCAAACGCCACAAGGAUACUCUUUAUUUAUGGAGGGUAGAGUGGCUCCAAAAGCACACCUUUUAUUGCCUUAUCCUCCUUACAUUUUGUCUACAAUACCUUUUAUCAGUUUGUCUUUAACACCUUUUAUUAGCGCCUGCAAAACAUAUUUGGUAUGGUUGAAGCAUGUUAUGGAAUUUACUUUUGCAUAAUUCAUGACGAUUAUGCAUCUGUUUAUUUGCCACUUAUGAAAAGUGAAAGGGUUUGCUUGAUGCUUCACUUGUUGUUCUGUCUGUAAUCAUCAAAAUACCAAUCUUCAUUUCUUUCUUCUUUCAUCCUGCUUUUCAUCUACAUCCUGGCCAAGUUGCUUGAACAGACAAACCUAUUUUGAAUAUGGAUAAGGACUUAAUGUUAUUGAAUCUUGAAUAUGGUUAACGACUUCUUGUUCUUGAAUCUUGAAUAUGGAUAACGACUUCUUGUUCUUGAAUCUUGAAUGUGGAUAAGGACUUCUUCUUGUAUCUUGAAUAUGCGGAUUAGUCCUUCCUUGAAAUAGUGUGAAUGUUCCUUUUGGGGAAGUGGCCAUGAACUUGAAUGCAUACUUUAUCGAGUGAACUAACUAAAAGAAGAGAAAUAAAUUCUAAUUUAACGAAAUGGGAUAUAUAACAGUGCAGAUUAUAUGAAAUUUAUAUUAAUAGGUUAAAUUAUUGAUCUUUAUGGUUUCACUGAAUUUUCAAAUAGGAUUUUGUAGUUUAUAAAAUUUUAGCUAGACUUUUAUAUUCUUAAAAUUUUUAAGUAGGUGCUUAUAGUGUAACCGAGUUUUCACUGCAGUCCUUAGUAAAUAUAAAACUUUACAAUUAAGAACUUAACAAUGGCACAGAAUGACCUGCAGAGACUACAAACAAACACUGUUGGAGUUUGAAUGGAGUUAUAGCCAAUAGGGCCUAUAUAGAAACUUUUUAGGAGUGUUUGAAAGGGCUUAUUUGGUCUUAUGACCUUAUAAGCUUUUUUUAGUUUUCUUUAAAAGGUUUUGUGAGCAAGUUUAUCAAAAUAAGUUUUUUUACCCGAAUUCACAGUUAGUUUAUGUAUAAGCUCCCAUUAAUAAACACGUUAUGAAGCUUAGUUAAGUUGCUCUUCCAGAUGUAUCCUGAAAGUUAAAAAACUUUUAACCUAUAAAGGCUUAUUUAAAAUUUAGUGCAGCUAUAGGGACCAAUUGAAUAAUUAACCAAGUAUUUGGUUUUGGUAAGUUUCAGUUCUUGGAGGAAUCGAUGCAGAACUUUCAAGGUUGGAGCGUCUGUUGGUUGGCUCCAGUUUAGUGGGAUUUGGUUCCAGGAGUUCAAGAAAUCAAGUGAUCGUUCAAUUGGUUUUUAUUUACUGCUAGAGGCUGUCAAGCACCCGACUGCUACAUUGUAGUUUAUGUGGAAUUAUUGUAUAUGCUCUUGUUUUGGUGUGUUCCCUCUUGCAGUAUUACUGAUUGGAGCUGGCCAACCUUAAUUCAAUUUUGUUGCUGCUUUCAAUUGAUCUUCAGCAGUGUAGAAGAAAGCAACAGUGUAUUCGGUUUUACCUGGCUUGAUGGGGGUGACAACAUAUGCCUUUUAGAAGUCUUUCUUAUUUCUAAACAUUUUCUUACAUGCAGGUCACCAGGCUACUGCCUGCUUCUAGAUAGCUUAUAAUCUUAUCUGAAGAUAGCUAGCAUCAUGGGAGAGGUGGCAGUAAUGCACUCUGAGCCUCUGCAGUUUGACUGCAAUGACAUGAAGCAUAUGACUGAGAAAGAUGUGUAUAAUCUACCUUCAAAUGAAGAGCACAUCCUUGAAGAAGAAUCAAGUCAAUCCACAAAUCAGAAAAAGAUCAAUGAGUUGCAAGAGAGAGGAUACAUGGAAUAUGGAUGCCAACAUUACCGAAGAAGAUGCCGUAUUAGGGCUCCCUGUUGCAACGAGAUUUUUGAUUGUCGCCAUUGUCACAAUGAGACAAAAAAUAAUAUCAACAUUGAUCAGAAGCAUAGACACGAUAUUCCACGCCAUCAAGUUAAACAGGUGAUAUGUUCGCUUUGUGGUACCGAACAAGAGGUUCAGCAAAACUGUAUUAACUGUGGUGUUUGUAUGGGCAAGUACUACUGUGGGACGUGUAAGCUCUUUGACGAUGAUGUAUCUAAGCAGCAGUAUCAUUGCAGUGGCUGUGGAAUUUGCAGAACUGGAGGAUGUGAAAAUUUCUUCCACUGCUACAAAUGUGGUUGUUGCUACUCAACACUGCUGAAAAACAGUCACCCUUGUGUGGAAGGAGCAAUGCAUCACGAUUGCCCCAUUUGUUUUGAGUUUUUGUUUGAAUCUCUGAAUGAUGUCACUGUUUUGCUGUGUGGACAUACAAUACAUAAGAGUUGCCUGAAGGAAAUGAGGGAACACUUCCAGUAUGCGUGUCCUCUCUGCUCGAAGUCGGUUUGUGAUAUGUCAAAGGUUUGGGAGAAAUUUGACUUGGAGAUUGCUGCUACACCAAUGCCUGAACAAUAUCAAAACAAAAUGGUUUGGAUCCUUUGCAAUGAUUGUGGCAAAACAUCUCACGUUCAAUUCCAUCUUGUUGCUCAGAAGUGCUUGAACUGCAAGUCCUACAACACACGGCAAACAAGAGGCUGAGCAAGUGGCAAUGGGUACUUAUAGAACUACUUUUGAUUUCACUUCAUUCCUGUGUAGCUAGUGGCAACCCAAGUGCAUCCUUCAUUUAGUACGAGGAAAAUGCAUGUGGGGAUCUUUCAAACUGAUUUGGUGUCGGGGGUAGUGUUGGUUCAGGUGUUGUCGUGUUGGUAGUUUACGGUUGGGGAAAGCUAAUUACUGUUGCCCUUUUAGUGUUCCGUCGUGUAAUGUCUUGUUUGGGAUAUUGCCAACCUUCAAAUUAGCUGUGUUCCUCGAACUUGGUAUAUUUUAAGAAUUGAAUUAGGACAUUGAUGAACGUCGUCAAUCGUCAUGUUAUCUUAUAAAUUGGUCUAACGUAACCUUCAUCU
Messenger RNA from Cajanus cajan (pigeon pea), 3869 nucleotides. Lineage: Eukaryota; Viridiplantae; Streptophyta; Magnoliopsida; Fabales; Fabaceae. The record is from RefSeq and is a predicted model, not a curated record.